Messenger RNA from Misgurnus anguillicaudatus (oriental weatherfish), 2426 nucleotides. Lineage: Eukaryota; Metazoa; Chordata; Actinopteri; Cypriniformes; Cobitidae. The record is from RefSeq and is a predicted model, not a curated record.
AGAGAAAAGAAUGAAAAAAGAAUGAAUGAAUAAAUCAUAUAAUAUCAAAAGAUUAAGCAGCUUCAUUGCACUCUGACCUCUCAUUUUAUCAAGGGCUUUGGACAAACACAAGUCAUUUUUAAUAUAAUAAGUAGUGAAAGGGAUUUAUAGAAUCUACAUUUAUAAAUGAAAUAUUUUGCCAAUAUUACAAUGUUAUUAAGCAAAUUAAAAUUAACACAGCCGUCUUUGGGUAUUCCAAAUAAAAGAUGUUGUAAAGAUAAAGCAAACUAUCAAAAACGACCUCUUUUUUAUCAGACAGUCCUGAACUGAUAUCCAAAAGAUUUAGGAAAAUUUUGAGGAAAUAAAGAUAUGAACAGUGUCUUCAAAACUGGUAUUGCAGAAAAAACAGGGGACAAUUUCUAUAUUACAUUUUUUGAUUAAGGAAUUAGAAGAUAAAUCUCAUUUAAUAUUUUGAAGUGAUAAUGCCAUUCAUAUAAUACAAAGAGUCGUUACGUCACAUUUCAAGCGCGAUGCAACGCCAUUUUGGGGUGGAGAGAGUAAUGGUGGGCGGAGUUUGUCUUCCAAAGGGAGCGGUCCGCCAAAUUCAAACAGACUGAACAAAGUAAAAGGAUACAACACUGCAGUUUAGAACAAAGCAACGGAUAACACUAUGACAUCCACUGUGGUGAAUGGAGUCUGGAGGUCACAUACGGUCCUCGAUGAAUCCGACCUUGACUGUUCACCCGAGGCCCCACAGCAGUUUAAAAAAAUGCGCUCAUCCAGCUCACUGAACUCACUCAGGAUGAGUCUGCGCAAACGUCUGCCCUUAAAACCUCUGCAGACCACCGCCAACAUCUCGGACAAUCCCACCUGGGAAUCACUUCAGAUCAACCAAAAGCCUAAUGUUGUCCGCAACAUGACCCGCAGAGCUAAAAGCUCAAUUGGAGACAUCUGUCAGAGGUUUCAGAAAAGCAGACAGUCACGUCAGGAGUGUCUGGUGAUGACACCUGGCAAGAUGUCUGACGGGGAGGAAUGUGAUUGUGUCGGGACAUCACAAACCCCGAAACGGUCUGCUGCCCGAACUACCAUCACCCCUGGGCGAACACCACGCUCAACCAGCAAGCGAGGGCCGCGUACCCCGAAGGACAGUGAGUCUGCCGUUAGGACACUGAAGUCCAGGGGCACCAGAAGACAGCUGGUGCGCAUGGCUGCACUGAGAAGCCCAUUCGCAUCACCCAACACAAUGAACCGCAGGAGACAGUUUGACGAAGAUCUGGAUUCUGUGUCUAAUGGUCUUCGGAGACUGAAGCGUCUCUCUCAUGCUUUUAAUGAUGCUAUUGGAAGAGAUGAGAGGAUUGAGGCCAUUGAGCACUACAAAACAGUUAUGACCAUGGGCUACAGCUCCACCAAUCACAAUGUUUCCAGAGGACUGACCCGGGCAUCCAUUCGCAAGCAGACACAGCGCAUACAGCAGGCAGUGAGCAGCUGGACAGAUGCGGCUCUGUCAAACACCCGCAAGACUUCGUGAAAAACGAACGUUAGCAUGCUUUUUUAUAUGUGAAGAGGCCUUAUGUAGUAUUUUGAAGAGACACAUUUCUUAUUCCUGUCUGUCUGUAUCUUUUAAGUGUUUAAUGUAAUGGACAACUUUUGUAUCUUGUAGAGAUACUGCAACCAUAUAUUUAGAGCUGCUUAUUUAAAAAGUGAUUUGCAAGUUUAUGCAUAUUCAUGGGAUAUUGAAUUUCAUUUCAAAAGUAUUUCUGCUGUGAAAGCCAUGAAAAAUGUGAAUACCAAAUAUAGGCUUGGAAAAAAUGUAGAGGUCAAUAUAUGGGAUUACAAGUGAAUGUCAUUCAGUCAAGACGAGUGUUCAGGGUUUUGUUUGGCUUGUGUAUUUUAAAAGAUAAGAGGGAUCAUCUUUUUUAUUUUUGUGAAAAUAUCACUACCUAACAUUAAACUGACAUUGUCUUACCUGUGGGAGCUAUCACUAAUGUUACUACGUUUACUAACUUUAAACCUAUUUAGUUGAAUUGUAUUAACUGUAUUUUAGUGCUUUACUGAGUGUACGAUAGGUCAUUAGUAUUCAAGAUAAAAUGUAAAAUAACAAGUAGGUAAUGUCACUAACUUACUAAGAAAAUAUACUGCAAUAACAGACAUUAUGCACUAUAAUCACAAAGGUUAUUAUCAUAAUACAGUGGUUAAUAUUGUUUACACAAAAGUUGUAGCUUUUGUCACUGGGAUGGUAUCUUUUAGGUACAAAAGUGUACAUUUUGAAAAGGUACUGCCCCAGUGAAAACUUUUGUACCUUUAUGUACCUUUUCUUCUGAAAGUGUGGUGAAAACAUUGCCAAAAAAGAAUACAAGGAGUUUGUCAAAGUUGAAAUGCAAAAUUGAUUUUUGUAAAAAAAAAGUUACAAGAACAGCAUAAUAGUUUUUAUACUUAAUAAAAAACGU